AUGUCUGGGGACUCGGGGGUCACGGAUGCUGGACUGAAGUCUAAGCUAAUUGAAAAAUUACAAGCUGUGCAUGUCGAGAUUGAGGAUAUGUCAGGCGGCUGUGGACAAGCUUUUUCUGCUGUUAUCGUUUCCCCAUUAUUCGAGAAGAAGACGACGUUGGCAAGACAUAGAUUGGUUAAUACCGAAUUGAAGAGCGAGAUCGCUGCUAUACAUGCUUGGACGCCAAAAUGUUAUACACCGGAACAGUGGGAGAAGCAGAAGGCUGAAGGGAACCAAGCUGUUGCGCCGGGAAAGGAUACGACUGGAGAAGUAGUCAAUGGGACAACUGCUUGA
Molecule: messenger RNA, 333 nt
Organism: Glarea lozoyensis ATCC 20868
Lineage: Eukaryota; Fungi; Ascomycota; Leotiomycetes; Helotiales; Helotiaceae
Product: BolA-like protein
Exons: 2
Coding region: 1-333 (110 amino acids)
Biological process (GO): intracellular iron ion homeostasis
Cellular component (GO): nucleus; cytosol
Molecular function (GO): 2 iron, 2 sulfur cluster binding
Source: RefSeq, a predicted model, not a curated record